Molecule: messenger RNA, 5608 nt
Organism: Haliotis rubra (blacklip abalone)
Lineage: Eukaryota; Metazoa; Mollusca; Gastropoda; Lepetellida; Haliotidae
Product: cytoplasmic protein NCK2-like
Molecular function (GO): protein binding
Source: RefSeq, a predicted model, not a curated record
GUCAAAAUGAUGACACACUGGACAAAUAUUUAUGAGUGUAAAUUUUCAUGUGCGCAGGUAGGUGAUAUUUUGAAGUCUUACGUGUGCAAGUGGGUCAGAUUUCAAAUGUGAUCAGGUCCAAUGUCAAAACUGUGAAACAACACGACUUUGAUCUGUGGUUUAAUGGCUGACAGUCAGUUCUCUGAAGCUUGUGAAUGUUACAAAUUGUUAUUAGUCAGGCUUGUAAUUUGUUUUGAGGGCUAAAAUAAUCAUUUAAGGUCACCAUAACUGAUAAUAUGGUGACCUGAUCCUCCACAAGGACCCUGAAGAUUUCAACAGUGUGACGGAUCACUUUGUGUGAUCACCAGCUGAUUCACUGUCUUACUCAUUAUGGACGCUGGUUCUUUCAGGAUAGGCUUAAUUCAUUGCUGAGUAAGCUGGCUGUUUGACCACUGGUCAAACGGAGACUUCCUGUAUGGGGAUGGAUCUACCGUGAACCGCAUGAUGGAUGUGAAGUGCUUGUGUCUGUAUUUCAGGAGAAAAGAUGAGGAUCCUUCUCGUGGAUGCUUCAAGAUGGCCGAAGAAGUAACCGUGACAGCAAAAUAUGACUAUCACGCUGAAAACAGCCAAGAACUGGACAUAAAGAAGAAUGAGAAACUGACUCUGUUGGAUGACAGCAAGGAUUGGUGGAAAGUCCAGAACAGUUCCAACAAGUCUGGAUUUGUGCCAUCGAACUACGUCCGACGUAUAAAACCCAAAGCAUCAAUAUUCUCCAGUCUGAAGAGCCUUGGGCGGAAGAAGAGUGAUGCAGCAAAGAACUCAGCUUGUCCGUCACCGGCAACGUUGCGUAAUGGUGACGCCAGGAGCAACGGGUCCCCUUCACCAAGUGGGAGUUCCACCAGUAGUCAGCCUUGCCAUGAAGCAACUCCUGCCACUGCCAAAUAUCACUACACGUCCCAACGAGAAGAUGAAAUUUCUCUUGUGAAAGGGGAACAUUUAAUUGUGCUAGAAAAGUCCAAUGACGGCUGGUGGAAGGGCCAGAAGAACGACAAUUCCGUGGGCUGGUUCCCAUCGAAUUACGUGUUGGUGGAUUCCGAGGUGGACUACUGCACUGCCGCCACGGCCGAGUCCAUGAUGAAUGACUGUAUCGAGGUAGUGACCACCCUCUACCCCUUCACGGGGAAGAACAAGGAAGAGAUGAGCUUUGACAAAGGCCAGAGACUUGAAAUAAUCGACAAACCUUCAGAGGAUCCUGAGUGGUGGUUUGCUCGGAACUCUAGAGGCGACAUGGGGCUGAUUCCACGGAAUUAUGUGCAAAGUGUAGAGGAGUGUGAUGGUGACCGAGGCACGAGCAUGAGCUCCUGCACCCCACAGUCCCAGUCCACAAGUAGUCUGUCUAAUGCUUCAUCUCUCGGCAUCUCGGGUGGGCGGAGGCAGUUCCAUGUGUCGGGGCCUCUUCAGGAUAAGGACUGGUACUUUGGGAAAAUUAACAGGCCUCAGUGUGAGGAACUUUUAUCCAAAUACGCCGAGGAUGGUGACUUUCUUAUUAGGGACAGUGAAUCUGCCGCUGGCCAGUAUACAGUUGUAUUGAAGGCGCCCAAUAGAAACAAACAUUUUCGUGUUCAUGUUAAAGAUGGCGAGUACCAAAUAGGCCAACAGACUUUCACGUCUCUGGAACAGUUGAUAGAUCAUUACAAGAGACAUCCUAUUUACAAACAGGAGUCUGAAAAACUCUACCUUGUCAAACCUUUUGUAAUGCAGGCCGAUUUCUGACAUCUUGAUGCACAGGUGUGAUUUCUUAAUCUGGUCAUCGUCAUCUGCCGUGGUCACCCAUGGUUAGUGGACGAACAGUUGCUACAUUGGGAGUACGGAACACAACUGCUCAGCGUAGAAAUAACAUGCCAGGAGAACAACUCGGAAACAGAAGAGGAGAAAUGAACUUGCUGAUUGAUGGGGUUUUUAAUGUGAAAAAGGGCGUAUGUCCCUUCUACUUAAGACAUGUAAGACACAGAAUCUCGAUUUGAAACAACUGUUGUCAUGUAUUUAACCAGCUUCAUUGUUAUUAUCGAUAGAAAUGUUUGAUUGACAUGUAUCGCAGCAGCUUUUACUAUGAAAGAGCAGUAGCACUGGUUCCGAGUUUCCGAUCAGUAUUGUUUGCUUAUCAGUAAUAGGUAAAUUUGGUAAAUUGAUGGAAUAAUAGAAACGAUGCCAUAACCUAAUUUCGAUUAUUGUUUAACCAUUAAUGAUGGCUGGUGAUAGCUGAUGCAGUCUUUUUGUAAAGGUUGAUGAUAAAAUAAUAGAGAAUUCUUUUGUUUAAGGUAAGAGGAUUUGACAGAUGUACGAAUUUUGGGGUAUUCUAAUACCAUAGGAGGAAAUCUCAAGGAAGCGGUUGUUUCUCUUUAGAUGUUUUACUGGGGAAUCUCUUACCAGCCAUGUUAUGGUGUUGUAUAACUCUACUGCUCUUUCAUGGAACAGACCCUUCGUAUAUAUGGCAAGGUGAUCCCAAUAUUGAGGCAGAUUUGAUGCUGCCUACAGUAGAAUCUGUAUUAAGUGACCAGUCAAAAUAUAUCAGUCAUCAUCAUGAUCAUCAUCAUCAUUGGCACUACUAUUUCUCACAUAUGCUGUAUGGUUUUAUGCAGCAUGAAUUUACCACGAAACAUGGCGGUUGGUUUUAUGCAGCAUGAACUCACCCAUGUGGUGAGGCUGUUGGUUUUGUGCUGCAGUAACUCACCAUGAAGCAUAUCUUGGUUCUAUGCUGCAGUAACUCACCAUGAAGCAUGGCUGUUGGUUUUAUGAAGCAUGAACUCACCCAUGCUGUAUGGCUGUUGGUUUUGUGCUGCAUGGACUCACCAUAAAGCAUGGUUGUUGGUUUUGUGCUGCAUUAACUCACCAUGAAGCAUGGUUGUUGGUUUUGUGCUACAUUAACUCACCCAUGCUGUAUGGCUGUUGGUUUUAUGCAGCAUGAACUCACCAUGAAGCAUGGUUGUUGGUUUUGUGCUGUGUUAACUCACCAUGAAGCAUGGCUGUUGGUUUAAUGCUUCAUGAACUCACCAUGAAGCAUGGCUGUUGUUUUAUGCAGCAUGAACUCACCAUGAAGCAAGGCUGUUGUUUUUAUUCUGCAUAAACUCACCAUUAAGCAUAUCUUGGUUUUAUGCAGCAUGAACUCACCAUGAAGCAUGGCUGUUGGUUUUAUGCCCCAUGAAGUCAGCUGUGCGGUGUGGCUAGUAAUUUUAUGCUGCAUGAACUAACUAUUCAUUGAGCCCUAGUCUUUUGCACAUGUAUGUUAUAUAGAAUUGAAAUGUAAUCCUAUCUACAUAAGUAUCAAAACCUUUCGUUGAGAUUCUUAAUGAGGGCAUGAGAAGAUUGUAAUAUAUAAAUUAUUGAUUGUGAACUGACUGACAUAAAUCAUAUUUCCCCCUCAGUUAUAGAAAUGUCUUUGUCUCAAGUGUUCAAUCAAAUACUCUCUCCAGUUAUUUUUAUUUCAAGUGGAAUACAGGUGUUUCUAGAGCCACAUUCAGACUUUGAUAAACUCAGUGUUUCCGCUAGCAUUUUUUACAGCUGGACAUUGUGACUGGCUAGCAUUUCAAAUACCGGUCAUUUGUAAAUUUUACUGGUCAAGUGUUCGCUAGACUUUGCACCCUAACAACCAAUCAGAAAUUUAGAGGGUAUCGUAAUGCAUCAAUGCUGCUAUUUUUAGCCCGGGGUUUUCCAAAACUGCUAUUUUUUGUUUGACAACACCUCGAUGUAUUGUGAAAACGUAAUCUUUUUCGAGGAGAAAUAAAAUUGACAGAGGUAAUUAGAAAAUUGAUCUUAAAAUUUGCUGGACAUGAUGUCCGACAGCCUUUGAAAUUACCGGACAUUCUAACUUUGUACCGGUCAAAGUCCAGUAUAUGCUAGAUAACGGAAACACUGAAACUGUUUUCCAGAUUGGAUAAUAUGUGAAAAUAUUGAAGGCAUGAUUUUGGUGAAAUGGGAACAGACUGUAGUUGUGACAUGAUAAACAGUGCAGUAUUAAUGUAUCCUGUAUUUGAGGGCUGAAAGAUACUAAAGAUACUCUUGUCCUUCUCCAUGGUACUUUCUACAGCCAUAUUUUAAUCAAAGUGGAUUGAUCAUGGAAAUGACAACGUCUGAGGGUAUGGUUCUAAAUGUGUCCUUUAGCUUGAUAAAUGGGGCUAUAACUACAAACAGGCAUUUUAUAGGAAAGUUUGUUAGUGUCAUAAAUGCAAACCACGAGAUGUCCAUGUGCAUUAAUAAGUAUCAGGCUAACAAUGAUGAACGUCACAUUUGUCCUGAGAUAGUGGCAUCGUGGAUGCAUUACUAAGAUAACUGCUAAAGUCAGAAAAAUAGGGUACAUUUCUUGAGUGAACAAACUUCACAGAAAUCAAACUGAAUUCGCAUCUGUCUCAGAAAUAUUGACAUGGGUGUUUGAAGCACAUGAAAGGUGCAGUUUUGGAAAUGUGACUCACAUUUUGAAGAAUAGAUGUCUCGUACUUAAACAUGUCUUCAAUAAUAUUAACAUGUAUGAGUAGUGUAGUUUAGAUUUUUCGACAGUUUCUGCUAUUGUCAGAACCAUAUCGUGGGGAUGAAUUAAAAUCCAAACUCACCAGCCUUCCAUAUGAUGGGACACUGUGAGGUAGCCUAGUGGUUAAAGCGUUCGCUCGUCAUGCUGAAAACCCGGGAUCGAUUCCCCACGUGUGUGAAGACCAUUUCUGGUGUCCCCCACCGUGAUAUUGCUGGAAUAUUGCUAAAAGCGGCAUAAAACUAAACUCACUCAUUCACUCUUGACCUGUUGAUCUGAAAAGAUUAAAAAUGUUGUUAAGAGGAGUAAAACUUGAAUUAACAUGUUUAGAAAGUUUACAAUGUCAGAAAUAAUCGUCCUUGUAGCCCUUAAAACCCUCUAUCAUAUGAGCCAACAAACCCAAACGCUCUGUUAGAAACACCAACUCACCUAUAACUGUGGAAGGAAGAAGAAAAAAAAGAGCUGAUUAAGUGUUGUCAUAAAUUUGCAAGCUGUUCAAAUGAACAAAAUAUAGCUCUCGCUAUACAAAAUAUGAAUAUUGCUAAAAAUGGUGUAAAACUGUAUUGUCCAACCCUCACUCACUCAUAAGCACAUUUCUUAACUUUCAUAUCAGUUUUGAAAAACAUUUCUCGUUUCUUAAAUUAUGCAGAUGCUGCCCUGAAUUUGCUGUUAUCCUAUCUCGUCAUUUUGUAUGUUUUAGAAAAAACAUGUAGUGAUAUAUUCAAAACAUGCAUCAUUACACAAGACAUGAACUAUAAAUGCUGAUGAGGAAAUGUUCAAGAAAUAUUUCAUCAUUGAAAUCCAAAGAGUGUAACAGCCAAGCUAUUUGAUUGUCUUUCAUGUUCCACCUUCUUCAGCAUUAGAACCAAUGAUGUUUUAUGCCAGUCAGUUCCCUGUUUGAAAUGUAUCAGCUGAACUGACGUCUAUAGCUGUCAAUGGUGCUUCGUCCCCCACUGCCUUGCUAGCUCCAGGCUGCUUCGUGACGCUAAUUUCAAUCCAGUCUUUGUACAUUUCGCUUUGUUGGUAGUCUUACUGUAUGAUCAAAAUGUCUCCUAUGAACGUUGCAAAGUUUGCGUGUGGCAUAUAUUUGAUGGACUUUGAUACGAAAAA